UGAUGCACGACUUCUUUUUCCAGGGUUCGGGCAGGCUCCCUGGGACUAUAAUCUGGGCUCUCGCGUCCUAGUCAAACAAGGAAUUUAAUCCACUGGAUUAAUAACAAUUACCAGGGACCAUGGUGGGAAUGAAGCCCUCUGAUACACCCCCUACCCUGGGGGUGAAGCUGCUGAGUGCUGGGACAGCGGCCUGUAUCGCUGACCUGGUCACCUUUCCCCUGGAUACAGCCAAAGUCAGACUCCAGAUUCAGGGAGAAAAGGUGGCGUCGGAAGCUACCAAGGGCAUCCGCUACAGGGGUGUGUUUGGGACAAUCAGUACCAUGAUCCGGACGGAGGGGCCCAGGUCGCUGUAUAACGGUCUGGUGGCGGGCCUACAGAGACAGAUGUGCUUUGCCUCCAUCAGAAUCGGCUUCUACGACAACGUCAAAAACUUCUACUCUGGCGGAGCAGACACUGCAAAUAUUGGUAUCCGUAUCUUGGCCGGCUGUACCACGGGGGCCAUGGCUGUGUCGUUCGCCCAGCCCACUGACGUGGUGAAGGUUCGCUUCCAGGCCCAGGUCAACCUGACCGGGGUGGAUCGCCGCUACACGGGCACGAUGCAGGCCUACAAACACAUUUUCAACCAUGAGGGCAUCCGCGGGCUCUGGAAAGGCUGUCUACCCAACAUCACUAGGAACGCUCUGGUCAACUGCACAGAGCUUGUGACCUAUGACCUCAUUAAGGAGGCCAUUCUUAGGCACAACGUGUUAUCGGAUAACCUCCCGUGCCAUUUUGCGUCUGCGUUCGGCGCCGGCUUCGUUACCACCUGCAUUGCCUCUCCGGUGGACGUGGUGAAGACACGGUACAUGAACUCUCCGCCGGGCCAGUAUAAGAGUGCCAUCAACUGUGCCUGGACCAUGGCCACCAAAGAGGGACCCACGGCCUUCUACAAAGGAUUCGUGCCCUCUUUUCUAAGGCUGGGCUCGUGGAACGUUGUGAUGUUCGUGUCAUUUGAGCAGCUCAAGAGAGUCAUGAUGAUAGGAAAGAAGAAGAUGGAGGACAAAAGUUAAAUUCAUUCCCACGUGCAAAGAAGAGCCCUUUGCAAUGAACGGAUUGACAAACGCACAAACCCUAGCCAUAUUGAGUUGGACCCACAAUGUAGUGUAGACUACAGGAAUACUAUGGACCACGAUCCAUAACGUUGGCCACGAGAUUCCUAUGUGUUCGACUGUCAGCAUGUUUUAUGAAUAAUGAGGAAUCCUUUGUUAAAAAAGGAGUUAUGAAAGUGCAUUUGAAGUGCAUCUACCCUGUAUGUGGCUUAUUAUGAACGCACAGUGUGGGAAAAGGAAUUCCUUGGAGAA
Messenger RNA from Coregonus clupeaformis (lake whitefish), 1340 nucleotides. It is a transcript of the gene ucp1, whose product is annotated as uncoupling protein 1. The transcript is spliced from 7 exons. Gene Ontology annotation, cellular component: mitochondrial membrane. The record is from RefSeq and is a predicted model, not a curated record. Gene Ontology annotation, molecular function: oxidative phosphorylation uncoupler activity. Bases 120 to 1049 code for a protein of 309 amino acids. Lineage: Eukaryota; Metazoa; Chordata; Actinopteri; Salmoniformes; Salmonidae. Gene Ontology annotation, biological process: mitochondrial transport; mitochondrial transmembrane transport; response to cold.